Molecule: messenger RNA, 1370 nt
Organism: Cryphonectria parasitica EP155
Lineage: Eukaryota; Fungi; Ascomycota; Sordariomycetes; Diaporthales; Cryphonectriaceae
Product: cytochrome P450
Exons: 4
Coding region: 108-1232 (374 amino acids)
Molecular function (GO): iron ion binding; monooxygenase activity; oxidoreductase activity, acting on paired donors, with incorporation or reduction of molecular oxygen
Source: RefSeq, a predicted model, not a curated record
ACCCUUGAGAAAAUAUUUUACCUGAUACAUAAUAACAGUCCACAUGUGCUCAUUUACCUGGGUUCGAGCCUUUUCACGAAGCUACAAAAAGCAGCCUGUUGAAUGAUAUGGUCAAAUCCAAACUCACUCAAUCUCUGAGCAAAUUGACGGAUCCCCUAUCCGAGGAAACAGCUUCUGCGUGCAAUGAGCUAUUCCCUGCUACCAAAGAAUGGCAUGAGAUGACCUUGAAAGACGGGUUGCUCGACCUCGUCGCUCGUCUUUCUGCAAGAGUAUUCCUCGGAGAUGAAGAAAUCACUCACAAUGCGUCGUGGCUCGGAAUUACCAAGAGCUACACAGUGGACUCAUUCCUUGCAUCCCAUGAGCUUAGAACUUACCCAAGGUUUUUGCAAACUAUCAUUCAUUGGUUCCUACCAAGGGCUCAAAAAGUGAGAGCGCAGCUCAAGGAAGCGGAGUCCAUCAUAAAGCCUGUCAUGGAGAGACGACGUGCCGAGAGGGCAUCUUCUACUGGACUGGCUGAAAAGUCUGAUACAAUCGAAUGGACUGAGCAGAUAGCGCGGGAAAGGAAGCUUCAAUAUUACCCGGCCGCCUUUCAACUCAACCUGGCUGUGUCAGCGAUUCACACGACAACAGACUUGUUGGCACACACCGUGUACUGCCUUCUGCAGAAUCCCGAGUUCAUUCAGCCUCUUCGGGACGAGAUCAUCUCCGUAGUAGCAGAGGGGGGACUGAAGCAUGCCUCUCUUUACAAGCUCAAGUUAAUGGACAGCGUCGUCAAGGAGGCACAAAGACUAAAGCCUCCCAUGUCAGUCAACAUGAAUCGCGUCGCGAUGCGUGACACGCGUCUGCCAGACGGGACUCUCAUACCUAAAGGUACAAAGGUCGGCGUCUCUUGCCAGGCAAUGUGGGAUGCGAGUGUGUAUCCGGAACCGGAGAAGUUCGACGGAUACCGAUUUUUGCGCUUGCGAGAGCAGCCGGGUAAUGAUAACGCGUGGCAACUGACGACAACCCGCCCCGAGCACAUUGCUUUUGGACAUGGCAAGCAUGCUUGCCCUGGUCGAUUUCUGGCUGCCAACGAGAUCAAGAUUGUGCUCUGCCACAUGUUGCUCAAGUACGAGUGGCAGCUGAGUGCCUCUAGUCCACAGCCCAAGAUUUUCACCAGUGGAAUUAUGAUGGAUUCGGAUCCGACGGUGAAGGUUAGCAUGCGAGGACGUAGGGCAGAGGUUGAACUAUAGUAGGAAGUGAUGCUGGGGAGUGUCUUGAGAAAGAAAGGCGAGGUUGGGCCGCACAUGAAACAACUUUCUCGAUCGCAUAGCCAUAUUCAGCUGGCAGUGUGCAGAGUAAAUGCGAAUAAUAUUUCCUGAUUAUAUAUU